AUGUUUUCUGACAAUGCAACAAAUUUUGGUGGUACUAGUAGAGAACUGACUAAAUUCUAUAAUCUUGUUAAGAACCCAGAUGAAUCUUUAAGAAAUUACUUGACUUCUGAAGAAGUAAAAUGGAGGAACUGUUUGUCUCCUACAGCUCCCAAUUUUGGAGGUCUUUGGGAAGCAGGAGUCAGAUCACUUAAGUAUCACCUUACAGGUGUUGUAGGGGAAGCAAAACUUACAUAUGAAAAAUUUCUCACAGUGACUCUUCAAACAGAAAGUAUAUUAAAUUGUAAGUCCAUCACUCCAUUACAGACAGACGAUGAUUGUACUGAAGCUCUAACUCCAGGUCAUUUUUUUAAUGGCUAA
Messenger RNA from Stegodyphus dumicola, 357 nucleotides. RefSeq lists its product as uncharacterized. The record is from RefSeq and is a predicted model, not a curated record. Lineage: Eukaryota; Metazoa; Arthropoda; Arachnida; Araneae; Eresidae.